Molecule: messenger RNA, 1335 nt
Organism: Colletotrichum gloeosporioides
Lineage: Eukaryota; Fungi; Ascomycota; Sordariomycetes; Glomerellales; Glomerellaceae
Product: Protein YSC84
Exons: 1
Coding region: 1-1335 (444 amino acids)
Molecular function (GO): phosphatidylinositol binding
Source: RefSeq, a predicted model, not a curated record
AUGCCUUCCCACCAAGAAGACGACCUCCAGUCAAUAGGCCCCGCGCCCUCCUACACCUCCCGCACAUCCACCCUCCGCCGCCGUCUCAAGAACCCCUUUCACCGCUCCUCCUCCUACCCAAAACCCCCCGGCCGCGGCGUCUCCCACCACGUCCACCGCGUCACCACAACCCUCGGCCACCCCAUCAACCGCGCCGCCCACCUCCUCGGCGCCGAGGGCUUCAUGCCCUCCACCAUGCCCAAUGAGUGCGCCAAAGCCGCCCGCAUCCUCCACGCCUUCACCGACGACCCCUCCCCGCCCCCCUCCGCCCGCGGCGGCCAGCCCCUCCACCCCCUCGGCCUCUCCACAAAGUCCCUCGUCUCCAUCCCCCCCAAGAUCCUCGCCUCCUGCGCCGGCCUCGCCAUCUUNCUCCACGCCUUCACCGACGCCCCCUCCCCGCCCCCCUCCGCCCGCGGCGGCCAGCCCCUCCACCCCCUCGGCCUCUCCACAAAGUCCCUCGUCUCCAUCCCCCCCAAGAUCCUCGCCUCCUGCGCCGGCCUCGCCAUCUUCAACACCCUCCGCGCCGGCGCCUACAUGGGCUCCCUCUCCGCCGGCUCCGGCCUCGUCGUCGCCCGCCGCCCCGACGGCUCCUGGUCCCCGCCCUCCUCCUUCGUCAUCUCCACCCUCGGCGCGGGUUUCAUGAUCGGCCUCGACAUCUACGACUGCGUCCUCGUCCUCUCCACCGCAGCCCAAGUCGCCGCCUUCACCCACCCGCGCGUCUCCCUCGGCGCAGAGUCCUCCGUCGCCAUCGGGCCCCUCGGCACCGGCGGCGCCGUCGAGGCCGCCCUCUCCAAGACCUCCCGGCCCAUGUUCUCCUACAUCAAGUCCCGCGGCUUCUGGGCCGGCGUCCAGGUCGAGGGGACCAUCAUCCUCGCGCGGCAGGACUGCAACGCCGUCGCCUACCAGGACCGCCGCACCUCCGCCAAGAAGAUCCUCGCCUGCCAGGUCGAGUGGCCCGAGGGCUCGCAGCCGCUGUGGCACGCGCUCAUGGCCAUGGACGGGUACUACUCCGCCGUGAUGGACGCGGACAUUGCGCGCGAGGUGGCGCUGCUGGGCCCGCCGGGUGACGGGGAGGUGCCGCAGGGGUACGCGAGCCCGCCGCCCGACGUGGAGGACGACACGCCCGCGCCGGCGUACACGCCGUCCGUGGCGUCGGCGUGGCGGUACGGGAGCGAGGAGGGCGUGACGGAGGCGCCGCUGCCGCCGCUGCCACAGCUGCCGCCGCCGCCACCGCCGCCGCCGCCGGUGCCGGUGCCGGUGUACGACAAAGACAGGUUGCGGCGGCUGGUGCAAUGA